This is a messenger RNA of Ichthyophthirius multifiliis, 1818 nucleotides long. RefSeq lists its product as hypothetical. The transcript has 4 exons. Gene Ontology annotation, biological process: regulation of cytoskeleton organization. Gene Ontology annotation, cellular component: axoneme. The record is from RefSeq and is a predicted model, not a curated record. NCBI's taxonomy places the organism in Eukaryota, Ciliophora, Oligohymenophorea, Hymenostomatida. Gene Ontology annotation, molecular function: microtubule binding.
AUGAGUUUAGUUUAAAAAGGAACUCAAAAUUAAUAUAAAGGAUCCGAAAUUUAAGUAGAUUAAAUACCACCUUAAUUAAAAUAUGUUUCUCGUUCUCUUCCAAGAGAAAUACUAAAAUGGAUAUAAGUUUUAGAUUUAAGUUAUUCUGUAAAAGAUGUUAAAAGGUUUAAUUUUUAUUUUAUUUUAUUUUUUAUAAAAAAAUAAAGAGAUCUUUCAAAUGGUUUUUUAAUAGCUGAAAUUUUCCAAAGAUAUUAUCCAUUAAAAAUAUAAAUGCAUUCAUUUGAUAAUAGUCAUAAUUAAUCUCGAAAAAAAAACAAUUGGGAAUUAUUAUAAUUAUUUUUUACCAAAAAUGAAAUUCCAAUUUAAAAAAAUGAAUGGGAACCAAUUCUUGUAGAUUCAGAUAUGGAAGUUUUAAUAGUUUUUAUGUCUAAAAUAUUUUAAAUUUUAACAUAAAGAAAAAUAUAAAAACCACCUCUAGCUGAUUAUAUAAACUCAAAAGAAUUCCUCACAUCUUCCCUUUCUAAAGACAAAAAUGAAACAACAUCGUUUUUGCUCAAAGAAAAUGGUUUAGAGAAGUUAAAUGAUAAAAAGGAAGAGAAAAAUGAAGAAAAAAAGGUUGAUAUUUCAAUAGUAAGUGAAAAUAAAGUUUAAAUGACAAGUCAUUCUUCAAAAAGAACUAAUUCUUUACGUGUACCUUCAAAACCUAUAUCUUAAAAUAUAGGAAGCUUAAAUUAUUAAAUUGAUGUAAAAAAUAUAACUGUGAAAUAAGUACAAGGCAGCAUAUUAAAAAUGAGAGAAAAUAAAAUUCUUCCUAUUGAACUAUAAUAAUAAUAAUCAUAAUAGUAAUAAUAAUAACCACUCGAAAUUAAUAUGGAUAAAAGCAAAAUUACUAGAAGAGUUAUAUAAGAAAAUAAAAAAAAAGAAAAAAUUGUAAUAGAAUAAACAAUUUUUGAUGUUCUUAAUACUAUGUUAUUAACCAGAUUCUAAUAAAAUGAAUUCAAAGAUGAAAUAAAUAAAAUAAAAGGAAAAAAUUUUAAUUUAACUUAAGCUUUUGCAGAUUAAAUAGAUGAUUUUAGUGAUGAAUUUGUAUGCUCGUUUUUAAAUGAAAUUUUAUAAUAAAAGGAGGCUUUUAUUUCUUUUUUAUUUAAAGAAACAAACAAUUUAUGGUCUUUUUUUAAUUUCUGUUUUACUUGUCUUUAUAAUUUAAGUUAUAAUAAAGAAAGUCUUCUUUUAUUAGGAGAAUUUAUACGUUGUUUUGGAGAAAAAAGUCUUUAGAGAGAUUAUAAUAAAACAAAAAAUAUAUUUAUUGAAUUUUUCUUGCCAAAGCUAUGUUAGAAAAUAUAAAACUCAGUUUAUUUUUAAGAAAAGGAAAUUAUGAUAUAAACAAUUUAUUGUUUCUGUCCUAAUGAUCCUGCUAGUAAAAAUUAAAUGAUUUCUUCAAUAAAAGAAUGUUUAAAAGAUAUGAAUACAUUUAUGUAAGUAUUAGUUGUAUUAUUUUAAUAUGAAGAAUAAUAUAGUGAUUAUAAUAAAUUAGUAUUUGAUAGUAUAAUUCAUUAUGCUAAUAGGAAUUUGUUUGCUUCACCCACAAAUUUAAGAGUAAUGUCUCUCGCUUUAUAUUCACAUGCUGCAGAUAUAUAACCUGAAUUAGUAAUUAAAUAAUUAAUAACAAAAAUAGACUAAUUAUCAAGAAAUUAAUGGUGGGAAUGCAAAUGUAUAGUAAUAAUUUUAUUUUCUAAAUUAAUUAAAAAAUUAUUAAUUGUGAUAAAUAUUAAGCUUUAGUAAAAAAUCCUGCAGCCAAUUAAAAGUUUUUUCUAUUGA